AUGGUUAUGGCUGAAGAACACGAUGAGCAUACGUUUUUGUGUGGCUAUCAACGUGCUCGAGGGUACGGAAGUACCGCAAGACCACAGAAUUCAACGCAUCGUUACAAGUCUAUUAUACGCCAUCAAGUUGAACCCAGCGACACUCUUCAAGGGCUUGUGCUCAGGUAUAACACUUCGAUGACUGAAAUAAAACGUUUGAAUCGGUUAUGGUCGAAUGAAAGUUUGUAUUUAAUGGAAUACGUAAAUAUUCCAAUUUAUGAAGCUGAACCAAUCGCCAGUGAUAGUGUCAACAUUAAUAGUUGUGUAGAAAUGGACAGUUCACAAAAAAAAAUUCGAUCACAGUCAUCAUCAUCAUCAUCGGCAUUAUUUUUUGGUGCAAAAAGUCUUGAUGAUCGACAGCAACAACAUAACCAGGGCACUAUGAAUGAGGAGAUCACUGAAAGUGUUCAAGAGCUUUUCAAACGAAUCGAUUCUAAUAUUGAUAAAACAAAAAGAUUGGGAAAAUACUCAAGGUCAGCCGCCCGUUUCAUUUCAUUCUCAUUCUCGACUUCUUUUGCGUUGAAACAAUAG
Molecule: messenger RNA, 570 nt
Organism: Anisakis simplex (herring worm)
Lineage: Eukaryota; Metazoa; Nematoda; Chromadorea; Rhabditida; Anisakidae
Source: the annotation of a GenBank genome assembly